CGUUUGGUUGCGUAUGCUGUAUUAAUAACACGACUUGCUCUUGACCAAUUUAUGUUUGGCGUCAAAAUGCCAUGAAAGUUGUGUUUAAAGUGAAUAUCGGUUCUCUUAUGUUUUGUUACGAUUAAUAUAGUUAACGUAUUUAUUGCACAGAUAAGUUAGCUUGCUUGUUAGUUAACGCGCCGAUCCGUCUAGCUUAACGUUAAUAGCUAAUGUUACCCUACCACCUCACUGAAAACACUUUCUAAAUUGUCAGUUUUAAGUUCAAUUAGCUCACUUGUCAGACACGAAAAACACUAAUUUUAACAUUAGCACAAACUUCAACGAUUAAACGUUACACCUUGCUAACUUGGCUAAUAUGCCUUCCACUUCGAUUUCAAGAAAGCUAGCGUGAGUAGCUUGCUUGAGUGGCUAAUUGUUAGCACAAGUUAACUCUUACAAGAAUCAAAAUGAGCCGUUAGCAUUGUCAAGUUUUAAUAAAACUCGUUAAAUAUAUCGGACAUUAACCCUUACUAGUCGAAACCCUAUUAGCCGUUAUCGCUGCAAACGGCAUAGCGUGUUGUUAGCUUCUCCUCUAAGUGUCAGCUAACGUUAGCAGGUAGCAUCUAGACAAUACAAACUGACAAGUUUAAAGCUUGGCAGCCAACAAACUGAGCUUUGUUAGCUACGCUUUUAGUAAAUCAACUAUUUGUUAUAACGUCGAUAUUAAAUCGACUAAUAGUUAUUAAUGGCUGAUGCCAAAACACCCAGACUUUGUAUAAAGUUCAGAUAGUGACCAAGUGACACCGGUUGCGGUUGUUGGCAGUCAACUAACGUUAACAUCCGAUGACUGACUUGCUUAUUUUCCGCUCAAACGGUCAUCAGUAAACUCUGUCGGUCAAUUUAACGUAACUAAACAAACACGGCUCUUAAAUAAGCUCAACACUAAUAACCCUGAUUAAGUUAUUGAGCCGUGUUAGCAAGCUAAUGCUAGCGUUGUCCACAUGUGUCAUCACACCCGUAGACAACUGUGUGCUUGAUUCACUGUUAACGUGCAAAACGGAACCUCUGCCCCCAGAGAGGAAAAAGAGGACGGUUGAGGACUUCAACAAGUUCUGCAGCUUUGUCCUGGCGUAUGCUGGCUACAUCCCCAGUCCAAAAGAGGAAAGUUCAUGGUCCCCAACAUCAUCCAGCUCUGCACACAGUUCAGGGUUGUCAGCAGAUGGAGGUGGUGGAGGUAGCAGCUCCAUGGGCAAUACUUGGGCAGAUGGAAGCUCUGACAUCCACACCAUCCAUACAUUUGUCCGUAAAGCUCGAGCAAAUAAGGGCAAAAAUAUUCGCCGCAUGCACUCUGAUAGCACUCUGCUGGACAAGAUGCGCCUUAAAGACUCCCUGUAUGAGAGCCAGGCCAGCACUAAGGCAGAGCGCAAGAAGGACAAAAAACUGAAAAAGUUGUCACUGGGUUCUGCCAUGACGGCGGCAGAUAGCGGCAGUAGUGAAGGCGAGAAAAGAGCCCGCAUUAAACGCAGCAAAAAUUCAAAACCGCAAAAAGCUAAGAAGCUCAAAAGUUCAGCUGCUCAAAGUGAGACAGACUCUGAGGCACGGCAUAUACAUACAGAGGUACGACCCCUCAGAGAGGAGCUGACGGUGCACGGGGGCUCCACCCCAAGCAUGCAGGACCUGGAGAAGAUGCAGCCAGACGACUCCAUCAGGGAAGCAGAGAUGAGCUCCAGUGAGGGUGAGACCUGGAUUGCAGAUGAAGACAUUAUGGUGGAGUCAGGGGAUGAUUCAUGGGACUUGAUCACCUGUUACUGUGGGAAGCCAUUCGCAGGACGGCCAAUGAUCGAGUGCAACCAGUGCGGCAUAUGGGUGCACUUGUCGUGUGCGAAGAUCAAGAAGUCCAACGUUCCCGACAUCUUUUACUGCCACAAGUGCAGGGACGUGCGGCGGUCAGGACACAAAAAAGACACCUAGAGAUUAAGAGGAUGGGAGGGACGAGGAGCACCCACCUUGUUUUUGCUGUCCUCUGACACUUUUUUCUUUGAUGCCUACAGCCAAAACAGCCUAAAUUAUCACCUGAAUGGCAACUGUAUUGUCACUUUGUAGGAUUUCUUUUGACAAUCACAACUGUUAUUUAUCCCUCACUUUUUUUGUUUUGUUUUACUUACUUUGUUUUUUCCUUUGGCUACUGUGAAGAACUGGAUAGAAGUGACAGUGGAGAAUCAUUUAUUUGUUACUAAUUAAUUCCUUCAUUAAUUGGCUUUAUUGUUGUAUACCGCGCUGGCGAUGUGCACAUACAUUUUCACGCUUUCACAUAUUCACUGAAGGUGCAUUUUGACUUGUAAAAUAUUUCUUGAGGAUAUUGUCAAAUCAGUGAAAGUUUCCUUUAUUGUCUUAAGGAGUACCAUUUUCAGUUUGCUAGCCAUUUCCUCUAAAGUUUAAAUCAAUGCAAGUUUUACACAUUGACAAAAUGUAUAGCUUAAGGGAUGGAAAAUGUCACUCCUGUUAUUUGUUUAGAAGUAUGUCAUAAUGAUAGGUGGGCAGCUCAUUUUAGUUUUCGUCUUCAUUUUUGAGUUUGCCUUUUUGUUUUGGGUUGUCAGUGAUAAUCACUGAACUUUAAAAUGUAGAGAUCUUACUCUAGAUUAAGUGAUCUUUGAAUUCAUACAAUCUGAAAAUGUUUACUAUUUUGCAUCUAAAUUGCUACAUUUCAAAUUGCAUACAGACAACUCUUUCGGCAGUGCACUUUUAAAAAAAAAAAAUAGACCCAAAUGCCGUUUCUACUGCAUUAUAUGGGUGGUAUUUGGAAUAUGAUGAGCUACGGCUGAUUAAAACUGUACUUGGCAUGUAGCUGUGUACAUUCAUGGUUGAGCGCUUAAUGUUUCUCCCUGUCUGGCUUGUUAACCAAUCAUUGAUAGCCAUUUAACAUGAACAACAUUUAACAUUGAAAGCUGUUAAAUUUUGAUGUUUUUGUUUCAUGUGUGUUUUUUUUUGUUUUUUUUUUUUUCAUGUUUAAAAACUCAUCUGAAAUGAGGGGUUAAUGUUGCUGUACGACGAAUGGAUUGGCAGUGCUUUACUAUGUCAAAGUGGCUCUAAGGCUCGUUAAUGAAUGGUUGUAAAAUAUUCGUUUUUCUGUUUUUUCAUGUAAUUUGUUUAUUUCUUAGCUUUCUGAGGAGCGGGAUUAGGGAUGCGCCCGCAUCAGAGAAUGGACAUAAGAUUGUCUCACAUCGAGAACAAAGCUGUAGUGUACAGAAAAUAAGUUGACGCCACGUAGAUUGUGGCAUUUGUUUAUGUUGUUUGGUUUUACCAUGUGCUUUUCCUUUUGUUGGUGGGAGUGUCUUGGUAAGUCUCCAGUAGCAGUUGCACUCUCUCUACAACUUCUAUUCUGUGUACAUAUCCUGUUCUUUGACAACUGUACAUAUGUGAAAGUGAAGAGAGAAAAUACCCAAGCAAAAUCUAUAUUUUCUGCGGUCUGAUAUUGUUUUCUUUAAUCGUAGCUUGAAAAAUAAAAGUCUUUGGGAACAUAA
Siniperca chuatsi (mandarin fish) is the source of this 3500-nucleotide messenger RNA. RefSeq names its product PHD finger protein 23b (gene phf23b). Bases 964 to 1950 code for a protein of 328 amino acids. The record is from RefSeq and is a predicted model, not a curated record. Lineage: Eukaryota; Metazoa; Chordata; Actinopteri; Centrarchiformes; Sinipercidae. Gene Ontology annotation, biological process: negative regulation of autophagosome maturation; negative regulation of autophagosome assembly; positive regulation of protein ubiquitination. The transcript has 5 exons.